Protobothrops mucrosquamatus (brown spotted pit viper) is the source of this 4271-nucleotide messenger RNA. RefSeq names its product cell division cycle 14A (gene CDC14A). The transcript has 16 exons. Gene Ontology annotation, cellular component: centrosome; spindle pole; nucleolus. The record is from RefSeq and is a predicted model, not a curated record. Gene Ontology annotation, biological process: regulation of exit from mitosis; positive regulation of cytokinesis; protein dephosphorylation. The coding region runs from base 1 to 1845 and encodes 614 amino acids. Gene Ontology annotation, molecular function: protein tyrosine/serine/threonine phosphatase activity; protein serine/threonine phosphatase activity. NCBI's taxonomy places the organism in Eukaryota, Metazoa, Chordata, Lepidosauria, Squamata, Viperidae.
AUGAGUGCCGAGACGUCGUCCCGCGCGUCUGCGCACCUCCGCGCCCUCUUUAGGAUGGAACCCAGCCCGCCGGUGGCCUCGGAGCAGCUGCUGGGCGCCUCCGAGUUCCUCAAAGACCGACUAUAUUUUGCUACUUUGCGGAACAGACCCAAAAGCACAGCCAACACGCACUAUUUCUGUACGGAUGAGGAGUUUGUUUAUGAAAAUUUUUAUGCAGAUUUUGGACCUUUAAACUUGGCUCUGGUGUAUCGAUUCUGCUGCAAAUUAAACAAAAAAUUAAAGUCUUUCAGUCUAUCAAGAAAGAAAAUUGUGUAUUAUACCAGCUUUGACCAACGGAAAAGAGCAAAUGCAGCAUUUUUAAUAGGUGCCUACGCAGUAGCUUACUUGAAGAAAACACCAGAAGAAGCUUAUCGGAUGCUCUUAUCUGGAUCUAAUCCACCCUAUCUUUCCUUUAGGGAUGCUUCGUUUGGGAACUGCACAUAUAAUCUAUCUAUUCUCGACUGUCUACAAGGACUAAAAAAGGCCUUACAACAUGGAUUUGUUGAUUUCAAGACAUUUGAUGCAGAUGAAUAUGAACACUACGAGAGGGUAGAAAAUGGUGACUUCAAUUGGAUUGUCCCUGGAAAAUUCUUAGCAUUUAGUGGACCACAUCCGAAGACCAAGAUUGAAAAUGGUUAUCCGCUUCAUGCACCCGAAGCCUAUUUCCCAUAUUUUAGGAAGCACAACAUAACAACCGUCAUAAGGCUCAACAAAAAGAUUUAUGAAGCAAAACGCUUCACAGAUGGUGGGUUUGACCACUACGAUCUAUUCUUCAUUGAUGGUAGCACCCCAAGUGACAGUAUACUGCAACAGUUUUUGAACAUCUGUGAGGAAGCAGAAGGUGCUAUAGCUGUACACUGUAAAGCUGGGCUAGGAAGAACAGGAACACUGAUUGCUUGUUACAUAAUCAAACACUAUAAAUUUACCCAUUCUGAAGCCAUUGCCUGGAUACGAAUGUGUCGGCCAGGUUCUAUUAUUGGACCCCAGCAACACUUCCUUGAAGAAAAACAGUCGAUGUUGUGGAUCCACGGCGACAUAUUCCGAACUAAACAGAAAACAAAAGAAGUAGAUGAAGAUAGUUUGAGCAAAGUUUUAUCUGGCUUCGAUGAGAUUUCUAUCAGUGGAACUUCAACUAGAAUUGAAAAUUUGGAUAAAUAUAGAGAGAAUGAUUUGGAAGAAGAUUCAGAAACUAAGAGUGACUUGACUCAGGGAGAUCAACUCCGUGCCUUAAAACUUCAGAGGCAGCCACGUUCAGCUACAACAGGAGCUCUUAGGUUAGAAGAUAUGAAGACACAUGUCAGAUCCAUAUCCCAGCCUUUCAGAUUGAAUACAGCAGCUCUCUCUCAAGGGUCCAUAUCUCCUUUGAAAGCCACCAAAGUUAUGGUUUCGGCAUCACCUGCAGCAAAGAGAAUAAAUAGACAUGCUCCAUCUUCAGUUCCAAAUUUUAAAAGCUUUUCCAUAAACUCCAGGUUAGCCAGUUCUCUAGGGAACCUGCAUGCUGCUUCAGAUGAUGCUGAGAGCAAACUGACAUUAUCAUCCUCUAGGACAGGUUAUUCUGUAAGCCAACUCUCCAGUCAUUUGAAUGGCAGUGCCCUGUUGCCUGCCGGAAAUUAUCAUGAGCUGAACAACAACCUGUACAACAGGAGAGGCAAUAGCACUACCAACCUCAACAACUAUGUCAAUUCUCCCAACGUCCUGGCAGAGGAGUACAACACCUUCAGAUCUUUUACGGGGCUCGCUGCUUCUUCAGCAAGAUACCUGAGUCGAUCAAUUCCUUCCCUUCAGUCUGAAUAUGUUCAGUACUAAAGCCUUACUGCUUCGGUGAAAGCUGGACAUCUCUUAAAAAUCAUUUUUCUUCAAAGAGGAAGAAUGUUGAAGGAGACACUUCACUGGAGAAAUACUUCUUCAUACAUGAUUAGAACUUAACCCCCAAAUCUUUGCGUAAUCAGGGACUUCAGUAGUGACUACUGCAAAUGCGUUGUAAUUGAACUUCUGAAUAUUACAAUUUUGUGUGCGGAUCAAGAUUUUAAUAUUGAGAAUACUUCUAAUGAACUGUAGCAAUAGUUUAUAAUGAUGGUUCUGGGUUCAGUAUUAUAAUGUAUAUGUAUUGAGUAAAAGAUGUGUGUCCAUGUGUACACAAAAACAUGCAUAUUGUAUAAAAAUAGAGUAUAUUUUGGUUUAGAAUUCAAGGUGGGGUGGUGUUUUUUUUUACCAAAAAUGUGUAUUUUUCAAAUAUUGUUUUAUACUUCAAACGUGAGCCAAGAUCCAGAGAAACGUGUCCAUCUGCAGACAUACUGGGCAAGCAUGGCUGAUAGUACUUCACACCUUGUGAGUGUGACUCCAGAGACCCCAAGCAUCUGCUCAAUUAUGUCUGCAGAUUUGGAAGCAGAAUUGUACAUCUCUUGAUCCUGGCCAUACCAAUCCUGCUACUUGUUGGCUUUAUUGUAUCUGUCUAUCACUGUGCUUUUUACUAGUGGAAAAAAAUAUAUAUUUGUCAUACCACUUUUUAAUUUCAGAUGCUGAUGUUUAAAAUGUUCAUUUUUAAAGGUCUGCAGGAAGUCUGUAACAUAGACUUGCCUUAGCAUCUUUAAUUACAAAGAGAAACUAAUUUUAAUUAAAAUCUGUAUCUCUUAACUAUUGUGCUCUACAAUUUGUUUGUCAAAGGGUUUUACUUCUUGUGUUUUCCUUUCUGUAUAGCUUUGUCUAAAAGUUGUAUAAUGUUACAACAUGAGAAAAAGGUUGUCAUAGCAGGGAAGAUCUAACAUACUGAUUGAAUUUGUAAGACUACAAUGUCAUCUGAUUUUCAUUGGGUUAUUCAGUGAAAUAAGAGAGACGACUUUUCUUUUUCUUAUAAAUUGAGACCAAGAGGCAGGAAGUCUUUCACUCACAUUUUAAUUAUAGAUUGCAAGAACAUUUUAAAAGCUGUAUAUAACUCCUUAUUUUCCACUAUUUUUUAUACAUUCAACCAUACUAUCCAUAUUAUUCUUUGCAAAUGCUGUGAAGCUAGUGGCUAAUGUAAUCUUGAACAUUUAAUUCCCAGUUCAUUUGAAAGCAGAGGAGAAUGGACCACGAGCUGCAAAUAGUCCCCAGUUCCAUUUUUGUUCCCCAAGAACACCCCCACUUUAAGAGUAAAAUGCCAAUUUUCAACAACUUAAUUUUUGGGGGCGGGGCUGUCAGUUUGAGAAAUAAGGAAUAGAAUAUGUCCAUCAAGCUUUUAUAAGGUUUAGCACUUCUUCCUUGUUCCAAAGGUGCUUUUUCACAAGGCAACUGGACUUUCUUGUUUUUCUUUGAAGAAAAAAAUAAGGUCUUUCUUUUCUUCCUUGUUCCUUCUCAUUAUUUGUUCUAAUGAUCUUACCAUGUCACUGGCUAAGAGACCUUGAGGUCCUAAACAGCAAAAUAUAAAGAAAAUUGAAGUACAGCCCUCUGACUGUAAAACCUUAUCUGCCUCUAUUCACAAUUAUUUUUGAAACUGCAUUGUCUUGGGUCUGUAGUACUAAUUUAGUGCACAUUCUGGAUGCGCUAAUUGAUAACAUUCACAUACCAUUUGUAUUAUGAUCACAAGAAUGCUCCCCUAUUAAUGGCUACCAAGGAAAGAAUAUUUUUUUUACACAUUUUAUGCAGCCAUUCCAGUCUUCCUUGUGCAAACUAUAUUAACCAUGGAUCCUGUGGUUAGUCAAAAUACUCUUAUUUAAUCUAAAAAAAGGAAAUUAUCAUUCAUUGUUUUAUAACAGGUUAGUAUGAUAAAAUACAUUCUCAUGUUUAAUAUUAUGGUUUGUUCUGAAUCUGGCAACUUAGGCUUCCAAGUUGGAACAAAAUGCACAGUUCCAGUUAACUGGAAGUUUGCUAAUUUGACGAAUCAUGUCAAGGGGAAGAUCAAAGGCUGAUAGAUUAUUUCAUAUCAACUAGCAAUGAUUGGGUAUUUAAAUAUUUGAGGGAAAUAUGUAGUUCUAAUUAUGAUGGCUAAAUGUUUGGUGUUUUGUUGUCAGCUGCUUUAAUUACUGAAUGCAAUAUUUUAUCAAAUGUACAUCAAAUGUACUAUAUAUGAGUGAAUAGUAGGCAAAUUCUAAGGUAAUUCUACCUCUAAAAUUUGACAUGUAUUUUGUUAUUAAACUACUUAUGAGACAGAUGUAUUAUUUUUCCAAUGUAGAAAUAUAAAUGCUAAUGAAUGUCAGAAUUAUGCAUAGGUUUAUUUUAAUCAGAUAUUAUGAAAUACAAUACUAUUGUUAAUACCA